UUUCUCUCCCCACCACCGUGCACUGGGCUUCUUCGGCAGCGGUCGUCCUUCCAGCAGCUCUUCCUUGAGCACGUCCUCUCACUCAGCCACUCGCAACAUCCAGCACCAUGUCUGACAUCAAGGUUGAGGGAUUCAAGUCCUCUGACGUCCUGGCGACGCUUGCGUCGGUAUUCGACAAUUAUAACGACGAGGAGAAGAAGGCGCAAAUCAAGAAGACGAACGGCAUCUUCGAGCUACGAGUGAAGAACACGGAGGGCAAGGAGGCUGUAUGGACGAUUGACAUGAAGACGCUGGGGACUGUGUACAAGGGACCGGCGAAGUCCAAGGCCAACGUGACACUCAUCAUGUCGGAUGAGACGUUCAAGCAGCUGGCCGAGGGCAAGCUCGACGGACAGAAGGCAUUCAUGACCGGCAAGCUGAAGACGAAGGGCAACAUGAUGUUCGCCACAAAGCUCGACGGCGUGCUCAAGGCAGCCAAGACGAAGGCGAAACUGUAG
Laetiporus sulphureus 93-53 is the source of this 497-nucleotide messenger RNA. Its product is annotated as sterol-binding-like protein. The record is from RefSeq and is a predicted model, not a curated record. The transcript has 5 exons. Lineage: Eukaryota; Fungi; Basidiomycota; Agaricomycetes; Polyporales; Laetiporaceae. Gene Ontology annotation, cellular component: cytosol. Bases 108 to 497 code for a protein of 129 amino acids.